This is a messenger RNA of Plasmodium fragile, 7368 nucleotides long. RefSeq lists its product as uncharacterized. Gene Ontology annotation, molecular function: poly(A)-specific ribonuclease activity. The coding region runs from base 1 to 7368 and encodes 2455 amino acids. The transcript has 2 exons. Lineage: Eukaryota; Apicomplexa; Aconoidasida; Haemosporida; Plasmodiidae. The record is from RefSeq and is a predicted model, not a curated record. Gene Ontology annotation, cellular component: cytoplasm; nucleus; CCR4-NOT complex. Gene Ontology annotation, biological process: nuclear-transcribed mRNA poly(A) tail shortening.
AUGGAUAAUUCCCCAAAGGGGAACUUCAUCUUCUUUCAAAAGAAUAAAAGUAAUGAUAAUCAACUGAGCCAUAAAAUUGAAGACACCAUGUAUGCCAAAGGAGAGGACAAGAAAAGUGGGAACAGGGGCGGCACAGACAGCAAAGGUGUAUCACCUGUGCUAAAGUAUCAAGGGGUUAACCUUUACAUGAAUAUUCCACCGAGUAUGCUAGAUAAGAACAUAAGCACAGGCAAAAAAUAUGAUAGUGUGGCUGGAGCCUUGGUGGGCUCUUCCCCUAUGGGUGAAAAAACUCCCGACCAUGUGCAGAGCAUUUUUGCCGAACGGAGCGUCGAUAUGAAGAACAUACCCGGAAUGCAGGAGAAGGAGACCCCGGGUGGGAUAAGUAGUUAUGCGGUUAAGAACUACAAGGUUAGCGGUCACGGGAUGAACAUCCACGCGGAAAGCUCAAAAGAACCCCCUAAAAACACACAGCAGUUUAAGCCCAAAUUUAACAAAAAUAAAAAAAACCAAGCCAAGGACGACAGCAACAUGAACAACAUGGCGAAAGAUAUCAAAAUUCGAAAAAGCAAUAUAUUAGAGUUGAACAAGUUGCUAAAGGAGAAUUUGAGGAUAGAGGAAAAUUUAAAGAAAAAAAAAAAAGCCAAAGGAAAUAAGGACGACGAUGAAGACGACAACGACGAUGAGGACGAUGAGCAGUAUGACCAGGACUACUACCAGAUGUGGGGGGAUAACGCCAGCAGGUACGCUCUUCGACAAAAUGCUCGCGAUAAGGUAACAGCAGGAGAACACCACGGACAUAUACCGAAGAACCUGAGUAGCCAAGAGGAAGGCUCUGUGGAAGACAAGAGAGACAACGGAAAGGACAAAAAGGAAAAGGCGAAGAGAAAAAACAAGGAAAAGAACAAAGACAAUAAAGGGAAGGGGAAAAAUGACGAGCGCGAAAGGGAAAAGGAUAAGUUAAUUUCUAAGGGAAAAGUGAAGGAGCUUGACUCCAACGAGCAAGGGGACGGCGACAAGAAGAAGGAGCACCUUCCGAUCAGCAACCAAAAUAACAUCCUGAAUAGCAACAUGAAUAUAAUCAUCAACAACAACGCUAAUAGCAAUCCAAGUAACGCCCCAAGCAGCAACAUUAAUGUAAUGCUGGGUAGCGGCUUGAAUAGCGGAUUGAAUAGUGGUCCGAAUAUCAUGCUCAAUGUGGACAACAAAAACACAGGAAAGAAUAAAAAGUCCAAGAACAAGAAGGGGGAUCAGCACCAAGACAAGAAAAACGAGUCGCCGCAAAAUCGAAAAAACGAAACUGGCCAGAACAAGAAGAACGACUCGCCACAAAACAAGAAAAAUGAUUCUGCACAAAACAAAAAAAAUGAAAUGAUGCAAAAUAAGAAAAUGGAUUCCCCGCAAAACAGGAAGAACGAUCAGGAGGGAAACAAAAAAAUGGAGUCUCCACAAAAUAGAAAGAAUGAUCUAGGACAGAAUAGAAAGAACGAAUCAGGGCAGAACAAAAAAAACGAUUCGCCACAAAACAAAAAAAAUGAUUCUCCUCAAAACAGGAAAAACAAAAGGGAAGAGUUUAUCACAGGUGCUAAUGCAAACUGCCUGCUGGGACAAGGAGAUGGGAAAAUGAUCAAAAAUGAGUUACUCAUGGAAAGUAGUGUGAUUGGAAAGAAUAAAAAUAUGGAGAGCUCGAUGAAUUUGCCAUCACACUACAGUUACUAUUACAGCAAUAACAAUAGUGAUAUCCCCAUCAUGAACAACUCCAGACGGGGGGCAUUCAAUAAAGUCCAAAUGGAUCUCUACUGUGAAAAUAGUGGGAACUACAUGAUGGACUCCAGUGACAACAAAAGUUUCAACUAUAAGAAGGAGCCUCGAAAUGAUAUGUUCAAGUUGGGCAAUAACAACGUUGGCAGCGCUAGUGGCCACGGCAGCGACUCCGGUCCUGUUGGAAGUGCAGGGAACCAUGGCAACCUUGGGGGACUAUCCCUCAGCGGAAAAUUGAACAUGAGUAAAAAUUUCCAAAAAUCGCACGAAAUGGCGAACUAUCAUUUUCAGGAUUUAAGCAGCACGUAUGACAAGUAUAAGGGCUCCUUGGACCCCAGCUCCAUGUCUGAAUUUCUUGACCAAGAGACGGGCAAGAGAUAUAUCCACAACAAAGGAUGGAGCAGCCACAGUGAGGUAAAAAAUGUCAAAGACAACAACGUCGUGAACAUAAAAAAUACUAAUGUUAUUGGCACCAACAGAAACAAUCAUAUGAACCCUAAUCUGAGCAGUAAGGAUAAUCGGCUCGGCAUUACCAAAGGGAGCGAUAAGAGAACGCCUAGCAAUAUUAUACACCCCAAUACCAGUCAUGUAGGGAAAAAAUACACGAGUAACAAAAAUGUGCAAGGCUUUAGUAACAAAAUGAACUUCUCCAGCGAUGGAAUCGAUGUAGGCAUCAGCUCCAAGAUGAAUAUUUUUAACAACGCAGGUGAUAUUGGGCGAAAUGCUCUAGGUGGAAGCAAUUCGGGGGGGAAUAAUAUGUGUGCCUACCAUAUGGUUAGCCACCACGUUGGGAGUAAUCAUCUUGGAAGCAAUAACAUCGUGAGUAACCAUCUAGGAAGCAAUAACAUAGGGAGCAAUCACCUAGGGAGCUAUAACAUCCCCAGCAACGUAAGCAGCAGCAACUUGGGUAGUAGCAACAGCGUGGGCAACGUACUGAAGGAUGAAAGCCACCUAUUGGGGAGCAGAGGAUCAUACAACAACAUGCUGAGCAACAGCGGCAUGAACCCUAUGUUGAACGGAGAAAAUAAUAAUUUGCUCAACAACAACUAUGCGAAUGUUGCCAACGUCCUAAACAGCAAUAAUGGCAUGGUUGCCAAUGGGAACAAGGUGUACAACACUGGGGGUGGUGAGGGGAACCUUAACGAGAGCAUGAAUAAUGUAGGAAACUUAAACGGAACCACCUUCCAAACGAACAAAUCCAACUCUAGCGUAAAUAAUAGAGUAAACAGUAGCAAGAAUCACAUGGGUGACUUAGUGAGUGGACAAAACUGUGUGAGCAAUGUGUUACUAUACGAUAGUGCAAGUGUUAUGUAUAAUGGAAAGGUUGGAAGCAUGAAUGGCUAUUCAAGGCAUAACAUAGCGCACUUUUCCGGACAGACCUUGGACAACUACACAAACCAGAGCGUGGAUAAUUAUGCCAACCAGAAUCUGGAUAAUUACGCAAACCAAGGCGUGGACCAUUAUGUGAACCCUAACAUGGACAACUAUCUGAGCCCCAACAUAGACAACUACCGGAGUUCGCAUUUGGAGAAUUAUGGCAGCUCCGUCAUGGAAAAUUACAUAAACCCAAUUAUGCAUAACUACGCGAACCCAGCCAUGGAUGGAUAUGCCAACUCGCGCAUGGAUAACUAUGAAAACCCGAGCGUGGACAACUACGCCAGCCCAAACACGGACAGCUAUGUGAACCCUAACGGGGAUAAUUAUGCUAACCCUAACGUGGACAGUUACGCGAAUCCGAAUGUGGACAACUAUCCAAACCAAACCAUGGACAACUACGCGAACGUUGACAGCUACGCGGGACCCCACAUGGAUGGUUACACCAGCCCUCACAUGGACAACUUUGUCAAUCCGCUCAUGGACAGCUACAUGAACCCUAACAUGGACAGUUUUGCUAAUCAGAAUCUGGACAACUACGGUGGCCAGAACAUGGGCAGUUUUGCCACCCCUAAUGUAGAAAACUUUGCUGCCUCCAGUGUGGACAAUUUCGCUUCUCCCAAUGGGGAGAGUUUGCCCCCACAGAACGUGGAGAACUUUGUCGGGCCCAACGGAGAGUCCUACCCGCAUGGGUACUUGAACAACCUUCCUAUGAAUUACAUAAACGGAGGAAUGACAUCGGCACUGAGCAACAGCAGAGGUACAUCUUCUAUAAACAACAUUACUCAAUACUCGAACGAGCUUAACAACACAUCUUCGAACAUGAUGAACAAUCUGGUAGGUAAGAAGAAUAACUUGGUACUGAGUGGCAUGAACAACACAGUGAGCAGCUCCAAGGGAAACUUCGGCAUGAAUUACAUCAAUGAUACGUUUAAGAAAGCGUCCAAUUUGUUUUUAAAAACUGUUAUGAGGAGGGUGGGAAGAAACGCCAGUGGAAAUAAAGUAAAAAGAAACAAAAAUAAAGAGUUGCUAGAAACCAAAGGUGGAAAGUACGAAUUGACAUCACCAUCGAAUGAAGGCAAUGGAAGUGGCAUUAUGCACGAUAGAGGGGGCCUCAACUAUGUACUAGAGGACCCUCCUCCAGGAAGAGCCAAAUAUGGACAUAAUGGGAAAAUGGCAGAACGGAUCAGCGUUAACGAUCCUGCGAGUGCAUUGACAACUGCCAUCGCAACUGCUAUCGCAACGUCCACCAGUGGGGUAGGCACUAGUGUCCAACAUAUGAAAUGCCUAGAAAAAUACGAUACCAUAAAAAAGAAAGUAAAGAAGGAAAAAAGGACCCACGUGAAGAACAUUAAAAUAAAUAUAAACAAAAUUAACCUCUUCGAAAAUAAAAAGAAAAAAUAUUUGGCGGAAAUUAUCAGAUGCGAACUUAUAUGGGGACCCACGAAAAAUAAAGAACCCAUAACUCCAGUGGAGAAUUGUGAAUUACACCCUGUUGUUAUAAUAAAAGAUCAGUAUGGACAUCUGUACGAUGAUGAUGAAGACAAUGAGAACAAUCCCAUAGGCAAAACUGUUAAUAUUUUGUACAGAUGGAGUAGAGGACCUCCUCGAACCGUUUGCUUCUUCCACCCACAAAAAAUUGCUUGCUUACAAUGCACCGUCACAUUUAGAUGCUUCUGUUCCUAUGAAUGCUUCAUGAAAGGAUUCGAUCACUUGCACAAGUAUUAUCGGAGCAAUGGUGUCAUUAAUAUUCCUUCUCACCCAAAUCUGCAUACCUAUGGUGUCCCGUGCUCACCGUUCGAUUGGGAUAAUUAUGAGAACAAUAUCGAGUUUGAUGAGAAGCACUACAACUCGCUCAUACAGUCUGGGUUGCUCAACUCGCCGGACAUGGAAACAUGGGAAGUAAUUAACAACGAGAGGAACUACAUCCCGUGCUUGAAAGAUGUGGGGCAUCAAAUAAUGCUGGAGACUCUGCUGCUCGAUAAAAAUAGCAUGUCAUCAGAGAGCGACACGACCAGCUCUGACGAAUGUGAUGACAACAGUGGAGAUGUUAGCGAGGUGGGAAAAGUUGGAACAGUUGGCGCAGUUGACGAACUUCGUAAGGGAGAUGUGCGCGAAGGAAGUGAUUGCAACCUGUCCUCCGCCGACGAGCACAACCUACGGAAGACGCAAAGCGUAGCCGCAUGCGCGCGAUAUGCAGGUGUGCAGCGGAGCGAGUUGGAUGCGACGAACGCAGACCAGAUGGCAAGCUUCAAUGGUAUGCAGUAUGUUGGUAGCCAUAAGGAUGAGGACCCCUAUUGUGGGCAGCUCACCGACGAAAGCGGCAUCGUCAGUGGACGGGAAGAUAUGCCCAACCGGAACGAUGCAGGCACCACUGGUGUGUUCUCCUCAAAGAGGGACUCCUCGACGGAGGCAAACGCGAAGCAGCCUUUGCAUAUUGACGGCAUGUUGAUUGAGGACAAUAAUGUGUGUAGCUCACCAGCAGAGGAGGGCAUGAACCAAACCAAGGAAGAUUACACAAGCAGGAGUGCCCUUAAUCACAGCGGAAAUGAAGAAAGCGAAGGAAAUGAAAGGAAAAUGAACAGUUUUGGCAUUACUUGUAUGGGCAACGAGGGAGACAAGGAUGCGCUUGUGUGCAACGAUGAAGUGAAGCGUGUACAGAGUGGAGAACAACAGACGAGUGGUUUAACCCGCCCGAGUGCUGACUCGAAGGAGAUGAAAGUAAGGACGCCUGCAAAUGGAUGCUCUGGAGAAAACGUCCAGGAUACACAAACGAAUGAGGAUGACAGAAGUGGCAUGUCGAGUAGCCCAAGUAAAAGCGCAACGGCCGAAGUGGACGGUAAGGCCGACACGGAAAAGCACACUCUCCAAGGGGAAACGAAGAAAAUCCAGCCUACCCAGGAAAACGCACUUCAGCUGAAGAAGAAGAAGAAGCGGAAAAAGAAAAAAAUCUACCUACUGGAUGACCAAGUGUGGAACAACAUAAGGGACCCCAACAUCUAUCACAAAAUAAUCACAGGGUGUUGCAUCCCUAACGUAACUGUCUCCCCGAACUAUAACGUAACUUGUUUUAAAAACUCCAAUGUGACGAAUCCGAACAACCAGUUCACCAUAAUGACGUGGAACGUUCUGGCCGAAAUCUACGGCACGGUCGAGGCCUUUCCUCACUGCGACCCGUAUAUGCUCGCCUGGUCCUAUCGCAAGACAAAGAUCAUUCAGGAAAUUUUGAAUAACAGUCCGGACAUCGUCUGCCUGCAGGAAAUCCAGAACGAACACUUCCUGGACUUUUUCAAACCGUCCCUGGGCGAGUUCGGCUACGAAGGUGUGUACAAACAAAAGACGAAGGAAAUAUUUACUUCUCCCUCGGGAAAGAGAAGAGGAGGAAAGUACACCAUAGACGGAUGCGCUAUAUUUUACAACAAAAAAAAGUUGAAGUUUGUGGAGACCUACGCCUUAGAGUUUAGCAAGCUGAUCAAGGAGGCCUCAGUAUUUACAUUGCCAAAGGACAUUCAAAAAAACCCAUCAUUGGUGAAGAGACUGUUAAAAGAUAACGUGGCCUUGGUCAUACUGCUUGAGUACAUACAGCAGUAUUCAAAAAUGUAUGACAAUAAGGAGAACGAAGAGAAGGAAAAACCGAAUAAAAAUCUCAUCAUAGUUGCCAACACUCAUAUUGUAGCAAACCCGGAAGCCAAUUACGUGAAAAUUUGGCAAGCACAAAUAUUGGUCAAAGUCGUUGAAUACUUGAAGAUAAAUUUUAUAAAAAAAUAUGAAACCGUUCCGAGCUUGAUUAUAUGUGGAGAUUUCAACAGUACCCCUUCUAGUGCCGUUUAUCAGUUGAUAUAUAAAAAAAACUGCAGCAGGAGUCAUGAAGAUUUCAGUUCAGACAAGUACAGUUUGCUGACAGAUCUACCCCUUGGCCAUAAUUUAAAUUUGAAGUCAGCUUACGCCGUCUCUAAGUUACUAUCCCAGAAGCUUAGCCCUGAAGAUUAUACUUCAAAUUUGGAGAUCUUCGAACCGUUGUUUACUAAUUACACCGGGAACUUCAUAGGGUGCUUGGACUACAUUUUUUACAAUGACGAAAACUUGAAUAUUGUUUCCACCGUCAACAUUGCUGACGAGAAUCAGCUGAUGCAAGAGGCGCACAUUUACCAGCUGUCUAAUUGCGCCCUCCCGAGUCCCAUUCGCCCCUCCGACCACUUACCUCUCAUCGCCAAGUUCGAGUUCAAGAUUUACUGA